Molecule: messenger RNA, 7230 nt
Organism: Geosmithia morbida
Lineage: Eukaryota; Fungi; Ascomycota; Sordariomycetes; Hypocreales; Bionectriaceae
Exons: 16
Coding region: 1-7230 (2409 amino acids)
Biological process (GO): regulation of GTPase activity
Source: RefSeq, a predicted model, not a curated record
AUGGACGCAGACGCUAGCCUAGUCGGCACCCUCGUCGACAGGCUGGCCACUCGGCUACCGCAUCGGACGGGUACCAAUCAUUCUCUAAUUGAGGACGGCAUCCUCAAAAUCACUCGAGCUACAUUGGUAGAACUUAGCAAAUCCUCCAUCGAACCCGUACUCGAAGCACUCCUCAAACUUCUCGAAGGCCUUUCUCGUCCCUAUGACAGCGUUGCCUCCCAUCCGAACCAUAUUCUCCUAUCCGAGCUUCACCGCAAUAUCAGUAUACCCCGACUUCGGCAAGCCAAGGCUCGACCUGCUGCUUCCCAAUUUCUGGAAACCCAUCUUGUCGAGCUAGACGGCUAUGUAAAGGUGGUAGUGGAAUACGUGAGCGCAUCUAGCUGGGCCUCGUGCUUCGACUACUUCCGGAGUUCAGUUUACAGUAUCCGAGGCAGCAUGACUGCAGGUGUUCUCGAAAAUUCUAGGGCCAUCAUUGAAGCUGAAACCUCUGCACUAGUGGCCGUUCGUCUUCUUUCUUUCUUUUGGGUCGAUGUUACGAAGCUGCGGCAGGUCAUCCAGGAGAUUUGCUCCAGUUACCUCCACUUUAGAAGGCCUUACCAGCAUGCGAUUUCGGUCGUUAUUCCUCUACUCAUCACCCGGUGGGUAGAUCGGUUUCCCAGCGAGUUUGUGGCUCUCCACGUAACUCGCAGGAGGCUUGAUACCUCUGCAGACUCUCUCUUCGACAUGACCCAGAGAGUAACGGAAAGCGACAAACGAAAAGGACUGAUGUUUCCUCUACAAACGUCUUUACUUUAUCUGUUACCAGAUGUAUUUGAGGUCGCAAGUAACUUGAAGGAGGCAAAGAGCAGUGGUAUAGUCAAGAAGGUGUCGUUUUUGGAUGGACUCAAGAAAAGUUUGCGAAACGGAAACGGACUGGCUGCUUAUUGCCUGGUUUCCCUCCUCCGUGCCGCACGGCAUUUUGACGCCGAGAGCGACUCCGCUCUCGUGAGCUAUGCUCUGGAUGUACAGGAUGAAGUACGGGAAUCCGUUUUCUCUUGCACCCCGUCUUCAGCUUCUCCGUCCCCGACAUCUUCUUUUGAUACUCCCAUGUUCGACCAAGACACUAUGACCGCUGCUUUCGUGAGCUUGGCCCACCUGAAUCUUGAUGGCAGUGUUCGCACUCUGGUCCAGAAUUGUAUCUCACGAUCUGCGCCUGACAGCUUCAAGAUUGCGUCCAUCCAAGCUUGUUGCUACUUUGCACGACAGCCCUUUGCUUCGCAAUAUCACGAGCUUUUUGACCAGCUACUUCCAUUCAUGCAAUCCCAACUAGAGCGCUCUAUUGCUAGCAGGGACAAUACCGAUAUGAUAUGCAGCAUUCUGGAAUUCUUGGACACAUCCCCCAGCAGGCUACUAGAAGACCUGUCAUCCUCAAGCUCCGCGAAUGGAUUUUUUAGGCCGUUCUUAUUCUGCGUCUUGUCUCCGGAACUGGCAGUGCGACAAAUUGCGACCAAAGUGGCAAAGAAACUUUUUGAGCAUCAUGGGGAGGCCUUCAGAUCGCCAGAACAGACUCAACACCGUGGAGCUCUUCAAUUACGAAAGGAUAUGUGGAGCCGAAGCUCCAAGGUUCUCCUCAGCCUUUGCGAACGCAUUUUGACGCAUACGAGUGACGGCGCGCUAUCCACUCUGCAUGGCUGCCUUGAGUCUCGCCUGCUGUUAUUACAAAAUAUACCCGUCGCACAAUCUGCAAAAGCAUCAGCCUCCGUGCUCCGCAAUGGGGACAUAUUUCGUGAAAUCGCAUCUCGCGAAUUUCGAUUUACUGGUCUCGUUGCUUUCCAGAAACGCAUUCGAGGUCUCCUGAGGCGCAUGCAAUUUCCCACCACUGGUAUACUCAAUGCAUGGGAAACUGCAUUUGACAGAUGGAUAUAUCUAGCAAAAGAUGUAUCGACCUCCAAAUCCGAUGGUAUUGAUGACAAAAUCAUCGCUCAGUGGCGCAAUUUUUCGGGCUUCCUGGCGUCUCUAGGCGGAAUCUGCAUCGCGGACCAAGCCAUUAUACUCGAAGAACCCGCUCUUGGAGGUCUGAGGUGGAUCGACCGGCUCUCAUCAGAGAAUUACGAAGAAACUCUCCUAACUCGGUACCUACGCUUGAGUAUUCAACUGUUAGCGUGUGGGAAUAUCCGGGUUCGGGAAGCAAUGAGGGAAGUGCUGUCAACCGAAGCCUCCCCAGCACUUUACCAGUCGCUUUUCCGAGCCUUGGAGUCAGAACUUGAAGUUCUUUUCACGGGCGCGCUGGCCACCUCGGAUAAAGCACAGGACAUCGAGAUCAUAUUUGCAGAACAAGGAGCAUCCUUGCUGCGUGCGUUGGUUGAUCGCCUUGAAAGUCCAACAGAUCUAGGAGCUGCUUCAUCAAUCCACCUGGGGGCUUUGACUCUAAACUUUGCGACUUUCUUGGAUGGUGUUCCCGAUACGCCGGACACCCUUAGAGUCAAGAUUCGUGUUUGCCACUUGUGUGAAGCGGUGAUGAAACGGAAGGAACACUUGAAUCUCCGCGAUGACGUUCAUAUCAGAAACCAAUUGUUGGAAUGCAUCUUUGGUUGGAUCGCACGACCAAGAACUCCGCACCGCGAACAGGCCAGUAACACAAGACAAGACGACAUUUCUAGAAUUCAAAGAGACCUGGAUAAAGCCUGCUUGAAGUCCCUCACAGAUCUUACCUUCAGGCUCCCUCUCCAUCCGUCCGACAGCCAAACCGAUGCUGGGAUGAGUGAAAUGAAGUCUCAAAUGUUCCAUACUUACUUCAAUCGGUUCCUGUCCCUCUUAAACUAUGAGACCCCCGACUCCACCCGAUCUGACACAAACUCGGGUACUAACCGAGAUGAGAGUGUGUCCAACUCAGACCUCGCCAUCACGAUUUUGUCUAAUCUGCUCAGUGCAAACAUCGAUGUCGGCCUGAAACACUCGCUCAGCAUCGGAUACCACGAGAAUGUCGAGAUUCGGACGGCGUUUGUUCGGGUUCUUUAUAACAUUCUGGUUCAAGGAACCGAGUUCAGCAAUUUGACUGACUCGGCUGUGAGUGAGAAAUAUGAAGAGCUUCUUGAUCUUUUGACCAAAGAUCUCUCGCUAUCUGUGUCUAUAAGCACUAUCUGUCCUAGUACGGAAGUGGACGAGGUUGCAAUAUGCCUUCUAACCGUCUUCGAGCAACGUGGUCUCAUUUUUGAGCUUUUCGAGGCCCUUAUCAAGCAAGAAGUCGACAAUACCGAAAACGAGUCAGAACUACUGCGUCACACAAGUGUCGCAACCAAGAUGCUUUCUGUCUACGCGAAAUGGAAAGGCGCUCAGUAUUUGAAGGACACUCUGCAGAAGGUUCUUGAGCGUCUCAUGCUCACCUCUCACGAACUAGACCUUGAGCUCGACCCAGCGCGAGUUGGCUCAGUGGAAGAGUCUCAGAGGAAUGCCCUUCGUUUACGAAUCGUGGCCAAGGUGUUCAUUGACAACAUAUGUGCAUCGGAAUCGGACAUUCAGGCAUGCUUGCGAAAACUGUGCAAUAUCAUUGUAAAUGCUGUUGAGCCUCGUUUUCCAGAUGCGAAGUACACCGCCGUUGGAGCCUUCAUUUUCCUACGAUUUUUCUGUCCCGCUAUCGUGGCUCCGGAUGUCGAAGGACUGGUAUCUACGCCUCCGACUAAGGAAAUGCGUCGCGGUCUUCUGCUUAUUGCAAAGAUCAUACAAAACCUUGCCAACAAUGUGCUCUUUGGGGUUAAAGAGCCAUACAUGUUCCCUUUGAACGAUUUCCUGGUACAAAAUGUUUUCGACAUCACUGGGUUCCUGCGGAAAAUAUCUGUGAUGUCCGAGCCGGUCGAGAGUCCGCCAAGCGCUGAGUUAUUUGAUUUCGGAUCCUGUGUUGCGUUGCACAGAUUUUUGUAUGAUCACUGGGACCACGUACGCCAAACACUGGUUUCCAGAGAGAGAAGAGAAUAUGUGCGAUCUCCAAGUGAGCUUUCUCGAGGCCGUUCGCCGACACUGGAGCCACUUCGAAACCUCAUUGCCAACUUAGGCCCGCCGCCUCUGGCUGUCUCCUGGAACCGCCCACAGGUCUCCAUCAAUAGCCCACCGUUGUAUUCCAGGUUCCAAAACUUCAUGCUUCGCAACGCAUUCAAGGGCACAGAGUCAUUUCUCACGGCCCGAGCUGUGUAUGAUGGAGGUGAAAGCAAGGAUGGACUCUCAACCAUAUGUAUAAUUUUGAGAAAUAUCGAAACCGAGGGGAUUGACCAUGAUACAUUGCUCUACUGCUAUCUCAAGAUUGCAAGCAAGCUCUGGCAUGAGCCUUUUGGUAUACUGAUUGAUGCCACAUGCUACAACGGACGGAAUGAACCCCAGGAUGAUUUGUUCCGCAUGUUGGAACUUCUCGCACCAACAGAGCUAUCUCAAAACCUCACGCGCAUAUACGUCUAUAACAUGAACAGCCCUUUUAAGCGCUGUUUCAGACGACUUCUUCGACUAUUCACAAGGAACGAGAGGAGCGUCUUCAACCCCAAGAAUGUGGAUUAUCAUCUUGUGGGAAACCUUCAGGACUUGCAGGUACACUUUCCUCUCAACCAACUCCAUCUCCCGAAAGAGACCAUCGAUGUCGUCACAGAUACACAAUUCGUCUACCAACCUAUCACUCGACUUUCGAAAUCCAAGGGGAAGAUCGAUGUGACUAUCAAAGUUGGCAGCCAGUUCGUACAAGUGACCACAGCCAGUAAGCAAGACGUCUUGCCAGGAUCUAUGACAAGUACCAUCAACGACAUCUUCCGUAUUGGAGACAUUGAUGAAGCAUCGACGUCUAUGCAAACAGAAGAUGACCUGGCCUUUGGGCUCCGAGCUGAUAGUGGCAAGGUCGUCAUGUACUUCACCAGCCCCGCAAAGUCGGAAGUCUUGCAAUCUAUUAGAGCAGCAAAGGCCAGGUAUGGCAAUGACAACAGGACUCAUAAACCUCUGGAAAGACUGAUCCGCCCUCAAGACGUUCCCGGGACGCUUCUCAACCUAGCUCUCACAAAUAUUUCGAGCCCAGACACCAUCCUCAGAGUUUCUUCCUACAAUCUUUUGGGUGCCCUUUGCAGAGCCUUCAAAUUCAGCUCUGCCAACAGACUUAUCUGCUCCAAAGAUGUCUCCGUUCCUUUGGACGCCAGUGAUUUUAUUGUUGGAGUCAGUAAAGAACUUGCCGCCUCAGAGCCACAGCUCACGUCUGAUUUUCUCACCGAGUUCUUUGUGGGAUGGGAAAGCUUCCCCGAAGAUCAGAAGCCGUUGAGCUUAGCCUACAUGGCUCCAUGGCUCUCGGGCCUUCGGACAGCGGUGUUGACAAAUGAGCCAGAUGCUGAGAAGGGCAGGGAAAAAGUCGCAAUCUUAUUCCGCAAGCUCAUUGACCUUGCCAUUGUUGACACUGCACUUACAUACACCCUUGGUGAGGCGGUCUGGCCAGUCAUUGCUCAGGACGAGGUUCUCCUUGACAUUUUUUUGGAGGAGCUUUUGAGGACCGCCAUGAACUAUGGUUCUCAUGAAGAGGUUCUUGACAGCAUUUCAUCCAUUGCUGUUGGCCUGGGCAGUGUAACACUUCGUGGCAAAAUCCUAUCAAGGUUGAGAAAGGUCCUGAAUCGGUCAUCACUACGGCCAACGAAAUUCCUCCCUGACAAUGCAGUAUGGGCCGAAAUAUGCGUGUUGCUUCACUUCUGUCUAGCGCUUUCAUUCAACAACGGGAUUCAGUCACAGCUCUUUCUUCCAGAAAUAUUCCACAUCGUCACAAUGUUGUCGAAUACUGGAGGCCAUUCGGUGCGAAUGCUGGUGUAUAAGCUGCUGAUUAAUUCUCUGCAUGCCGCCUGCUCAUCCUUUUCGUUGGAUGACAACAAGUCCACCAAGCUGAAGGCAAUACUUGAUACUUUGAGUGAGCCGAGAGGAGAUAUAUUUUCUGUGCAUCCUAGCUACGCACGAGAAGGAGCAUCUAUAUCUACCUUGCAAGACUCAGGUGCAGCUCUCGCUGCUACUGAGAACCUUGCUGCAGUGCUCUUCGACGUAUGUUCGAUUGCCGCUCCUUCGGUGGACUUGGCCAACGUUUGGCGUUCACGCUGGAUGAGCUUGGUUGCCAGUACUGCGUUUCAGAAUAAUCCAGCUAUCCAACCUCGCGCGUUCACGGUGAUGGGGUACUUGGCACGUGAAGAGGUGGAUGAUGAUCUUCUUUACCAGGUGCUUGUGGCUUUGCGCAAUAGCAUUGGACGCUUCGAAGAAGAAAGUUCCCCGGAACUUCUUGUGUCCAUCAUAACCUCCUUGUCUAAGAUGAUGGCCAAACUUCCCUCUGCCUCAAGAUAUGGGCUGCAGCUUUUCUGGCUUGCCAUCUCCCUUGUCAGACUUGUCCCUUCGAACCUCUUCAAUUGCACAGCACAAUUUCUCGAGGCUGUUCUUACCAAUAUCGGUACGGUUGGCGAUGUACGAGGGGAGAAGAUGGUCAUCAUACUGCUCCAAGGACGAACUCAGGUGGAGGAUGCGGCUCUACAGCUCGAUGAAGCCUGCGGUAUCCAUUUCAAUGAGGAUACCUUCCAUUUUGCCGUGUGCGCGUGCCUGGCUCGUGGUCUCACGGAUACGACUACAAGACCAACAGCAUUGCGAGUUCUGUCCUCAUUUUUAGAGAUGACCACGUGGACACCCGAGUCGAAGAAGGAUAACCCCUCCCGCACCAUUUCCUCCUCGCCUUAUUUGGCAUUGAUACGAGCUCGUGCUGUGGGACUUGAAGAGCUGAAGGAUAGUUUAUGGCUAGCUGGCCUUAACCCCGAGCAAGCUGAUAGUAUUUUUAGCCAGAGGAGCCGGAAAGAUGUUGAGUCUUUCACUGAUAGUGAGCUAUUAUUAUUAACGGCGAUGGAGAUGGUUGAUUUUCAAUACCUGGAGGACACCGUCCAAGCGCAUAGCCUUCAUUGGCUAAACGAGAUGGCGAAAGCUCGUCCAGCGGUCAUGCUACACCUAUCCUCUUCCAUGCGCAUUAUAAUGGACGAUGUAUUGCUCCAUGGCCAGAACUCGACAACUCUGGAGGCCACCCAUACAUUGCUGCGAACUCUAUCUUCGGACAAGAAUUACGUCCAUGCAAUGAAUAUCACCAGCUCUUUGUCAGAGGAGCUCGAAGAUAAAGGUUUUGGCGGACUUUGGCGGUCAUGCUCCAUGGGCUCAAUUGAAGACAUCCACAGAGAUACCCUCGACUUGACCGAGAAACUCAUCGAGACCAAAGAACUUUGA